Messenger RNA from Sphenostylis stenocarpa, 900 nucleotides. The record is from the annotation of a GenBank genome assembly. Lineage: Eukaryota; Viridiplantae; Streptophyta; Magnoliopsida; Fabales; Fabaceae.
AUGUCUUCUUCUGGGCUAAAUGGAAGGGAGAAUGAGGAUUCCUUGCCUCCCCCACCACCUGUUAUCCCAUCAGAUGUUGUGCCUGUCAAAGUAGAGCCUGAAAAGAAAAAGGUUUUGAGGCUCCCAAUAGCCAGGCAUGGCCUUGCUUCUAAAGGGACGAAGUUGCUACUUCAAACCAAUCACUUCAGAGUGAAUGUUGGAAACACUGAUGGUCACUUUUUUCAGUAUAGUGUAUCUCUUUCUUAUGAAGAUGGACGUCCUGUAGAGGGCAAGGGUGUAGGGAGGAAGGUGCUAGAGAAGGUGCACGAGACAUAUGAUUCUGAAUUGAACGGGAAGGAUUUUGCUUAUGAUGGGGAAAAAACUCUUUUUACACUUGGAUCUCUUGCUCGCAACCAUCUUGAGUUUACUGUUGUUCUGGAGGAUGUUGUUUCUACUAGCAGAAAUAAUGGGAAUGUCAGUCUUGAUGGAAUUGAAGAAUCAAGUGAGAGUGACAAGAAGAGGAUGAGGCGCCAAAAUAGAGCCAAAACGUUUAAAGUUGAGAUCAGUUUUGCUUCAAAGAUUCCUUUGCAGGCCAUUGUCAAUGCUCUCCGUGGGCAGGAUUCUGAUAAUUAUCAAGAAGCAAUAAGAGUUCUUGAUAUUAUUCUGAGGCAGCAUGCUGCCAAACAAGGCUGUUUGCUUGUGCGCCAGUCAUUCUUCCAUAAUGAUCCGAAGAAUUUUACUGAUGGUGAGGCACUUGUUAUGGGGUAUGACGACAUGGGGUAUAAACUAUGGAAACCAUAUCUUAGAGCAGUUAUGGAACGGGACAUGAAAUUUGUUAGUGAAGGAAAUAAAAGCAAAGCUGAAGUUUUGGCAACUAGCUUGCAACUGAUGGAAGCUUGUUUCCUAGAUAGUUUCAAAUAG